UUGUUAUGAAUGAACUCAAUUAUACUGCAUUAAAACAUAUUUCUAAUUUUGAAUUUGUGGAUACUUCGGUCCAAGUCUUUACGGCCUGUGAGUUUCUAAUCUAUGGAGAUGUUGUGUGUAAACCUGGACAGUUCGGACUGGAGUGCGAGCACACUUGUCGUUGUGCCAAAAGAAGCGACUUCUGCUUCCUACAAACCGGAUACUGUGUAUUUGGUUGCCCAGCGGGGUUUAAAGGAGUAGGAUGCCUAACGCCCUGUAUUCCGCCAUACUACGGUCAUGACUGUUCACGGAUCUGUAGUUCCAACUGCGAAAAUCUCAUUUGUGAUAGCGUUGAUGGAAAAUGUAAACGAUGUGUUCCGGGGCGGUUUGGAGACUAUUGCGAAACCGCUCAGCUGGAGUGUAGCUCUAACUGUGCCUAUAAAAAAUGUCGCUCCGACAACUUCACCUGCAUCAGCUGUAUAAAGGGACGGCACGGAGAGUAUUGUGAAAAAGAAUGUACUAACAAUACGUUUGGUGAAAAUUGCUCUCAAAAGUGUAGUAAGGGCUGCCACCUAGGGGCUGUUAAAAGCAGCCAAGUCUGUGACCCAGUUUCUGGAGAAUGUGUGGCUGCUGCUAUUCAAACGGCUGACAUUCUCCAGCGCCAAGGAAUCGUGGAAACGCUUCUAACAGUAUUGCUUAUAUGUUUAGCAAUUCCAAUGUGUUUAACUUUUGGAGGAGUCAUUUACAGGAAGUCAAAGAAAAUUGCACAUAGCAGGCCAAGUAUAAUUGCGGAAAAUAAAGGAAGAGGCGAAAAUUUGACUGCAAUACCUAUAGACAGUUUCAACACCUACAUGAAAGAACACACCGUCGAAUUUCUCGAGAAACAAUUUAAAUCUAUACCAGAAAACGAAACAGCGAGUAAACAAACUGGCCUUGGUAAAGAAAAUGUAACUAAAAAUGUACGCCGGAGCAUUACUGCAUUUGAUCAUUCUAGAGUGUACCUUAUCCCCAACCAGGAGAAAAAUCACGGAGAUUAUAUCAACGCCUGCUUUGUUAACGUUCAAGGGAAUGAAGAAAUAAUAGCAUCACAAGGUCCAAACACCUGGACUAUUGUCGAUUUUUUGCGGAUGUUGAGGGAGAGAAACGUUGGUAAAGUCGUCAUGUUGAACAAUGUCAACGAAAAAGAUGUGGUUCAGUAUUGGUCUGACAAUGAGAUCACCUUUGAGUGCAUGAAAGUGAAGGUUCUGGACACUCAAGUCUACACUGACUACACAAUCAGACAAAUGGAAUUAACAAAAGAAGACUUACCCCCAUGGUCGCUGACCCAGUACCACUACACGUCGUGGCCCCAGGAGGGAUACCCCCCGUGCAUCUGGAGUUUAGUCAACUUUGAGAACAGAGUCUUCUUAGAGAGUAUAAAGUAUCACACUGUGGUUCAUUGCAGGACUGGGGCGGGUAGAACAGCGAUGUUUAUCGCACUACAUGAACUGGUUAAACAAGCUAAAGCUACAAAAAAAGUUGACUUGGUGACGACAGUAAGAAAACUUAGGGAAGACAGGCCGCGGAUGAUAGAAAAGCUGGAUCAGUUCAUCUACCUCCACGAGGCUACACAAGUUGCUCUGGCGUGUGUCGAUACUUUUAUUAAACUUGAGGACAUUUUUCUAAAAGUGUUCCAAUUAGAUCACCCUAAACCAGGACAGGAAACUUUUGAAUCAGAGUUUAAUAAAAUUUCAUACGUGACUUCAGUGCUGCAAGGUGAAUAUGGCGAAGAAAACAGUGCAGAAAAGAACAAAAGUAAAAAUAGAUGCCACGACAUUUUACCGAAGGAGAGGUACAGACCUCUACUACAAAUUGAUGAAGAAGAUGAAGACGAUUACAUCAAUGCAAUCUUUGUGCCGGACUUCAACAAACUCUCACAACAGAUCCUGACUCAGCUACCGCUCCCUACAACAGUCACAGACUUUUGGAGACUGGUCAUACAACACAACGUCACGCUUAUUGUGGCAUUUGAAUCGGACCUCAAAGAUAAAGAUGCUACGAUAGGAGAUUACAUACCGGAAGAUUAUGACAGCCCAUUGCAAUGUGGGAACAUCAACGUAAGCCUUCAAAAUCUGAUAACACAAACAGACUGGGAGGAAAAGUCUCUAGUAGUCUCGAAUAAAUCAACGAACCACCAAGUGACCCAUCUGAAGUACACAGCUAAUAUCAACGACGUUGUUGUCAGAAUCUUCUUACCAUUUAUUUUACAUGCCCGAUCCAAGAGGACUGAAGAAGGGGCAGUCAUCUACACAUGCAGAGAUGGUGCCAAGUACAGCGGGUUGGCCUGUGUUUUGACUGUACUGGUGGAUAGGUUGGAGAGAGACCAUAUGAUGACUGUUCCCCUCGCUGUUGGCAGGGUCAAAUCAAUCAGACAACAGGUCAUUUCAACAGUGCAGCAGUACAUGACUGUAUACCAAGGCAUUAAAACAUUCUCUGACUCCAUGAAUAGAACAGCGGCCUCUUAAUUCUUCUGAGCAGUGUGCCAACUUGUGACCAGCUUGUAAUUAUACUUCUCAUUAUGCUGAUAUAUAUAUUGUUAUAGAAUUUUGUGUAUCUCUUUUAUAUUAAAAAUCAAUACUGUUAUUUUGUUUAUAACAUACAGGUUAUUUUACGUUUUAGUCUGUUAGAAUCAUGUUGUAAUAAGUACAAUAUACAUUUUAUUAAGUGCAGUAAUUACUUUAGUUUAAUAUUCCUUAAAAAUGUAUUCAAUAGUAAAGUUAAUAUCAAUCUGACAGUACUCAUUAGUAUUUAUUCCUAAAUAAGGGUAGAGAUUUUCAUGUUGUUAUGUGGUAUUAGAUUGUGUACUUUUAAAAUAAAACAGGAAAACAAUUGACAAUCAAAUCUGGC
Messenger RNA from Physella acuta, 2865 nucleotides. Its product is annotated as receptor-type tyrosine-protein phosphatase mu. Lineage: Eukaryota; Metazoa; Mollusca; Gastropoda; Physidae. The record is from RefSeq and is a predicted model, not a curated record. Gene Ontology annotation, molecular function: protein tyrosine phosphatase activity. Gene Ontology annotation, biological process: motor neuron axon guidance; protein dephosphorylation.